AUGCGAUACUUGUCAACCCGGGGCGGGGAUGAGCUACUCUCUUUUGAAGAGACGGUCCUCACCGGGCUCGCACCAAACGGCGGGCUCUACAUCCCGGAGCGCAUCCCUUCUCUCCCAGAGAACUGGCAGACGCGGUGGCAGAACCAUUCCUUCGUCGACCUAUCGGUGGAGGUUCUGUCACUCUACAUAUCCCCCGCCGAGAUCUCGCGCGCGGAGCUCCGCGCGCUCGUCGAGAAAUCGUACCGUACGUUUCGUCACCCCCAAGUCACGCCCGUGAAGAAGCUGGGUGCGCGGAUGUACGUCUUAGAGCUGUUCCACGGGCCCACCUUUGCGUUCAAGGAUGUCGCUCUCCAACUGCUGGGCAACCUCUUCGAGUUCUUCCUUGUACGGAAGAAUGCGCGGAAAGACGCGGCGGAGAAACUGGACAAGCUCACGGUCGUUGGUGCUACCAGUGGGGACACAGGAAGUGCUGCCAUUUACGGAUUGAGGAAUAAGGCCAACAUCUCCAUCUUCAUCCUCCAUCCGAAGGGCCGGGUAUCCCCGAUACAGGAGGCACAAAUGACUACGAUCACCGAUGCGAAUGUGCACAAUAUUGCGGUGAAUGGCACUUUUGACGAUUGCCAGGACAUUGUGAAAGCGCUCUUCGCCGACCACGUCUUCAACAAGAAGCACCGGCUCGGUGCCGUGAACUCAAUCAACUGGGCGCGCAUUCUCGCGCAGACCGUCUAUUACUUCCUCUCUUACUUUCGCCUCCGCGCGCUGCUGGGGGGCAGCUCAGAUUUCGAGCUGCAGUACGUGGUUCCGACGGGCAAUUUCGGCGACAUCCUCGCAGGGUACUAUGCGAAGCGCAUGGGGCUCCCGAUGGGCCGUCUCGUCGUCGCGACGAACGCUAACGACAUCCUCACUCGCUUCUGGCAGAGCGGCGCCUACGAGAAGGUCGACUCGUCUGUAGCGAGCGGCGGGGCGUCGGACGGGAAGCAGGCGACGGCGGCGUACGGCGUGAAGGAGACGCUCAGCCCCGCGAUGGACAUCCUCGUCUCGAGCAACUUUGAGCGGCUGCUCUGGUACCUCGCAUACGAGGAUCCGGCGCUGGCGCAGGAGAACCUGUCUGCAAAGGAGCAUGUGCGCGCGGCGGGCGCAACGGUCGACGGAUGGAUGAAGAAGGUGAAAAGCGACGGGCGCGUGAAGGUGCCGACUGCUGUGCUCGAGCUCGCGCAGAAGGAUUUCCUCGCGGAAAAGAUAUCGGACGCUCAGACGCUGGAGACAAUUCGGUUCUAUUAUGGCUCGAAGCCUUCGUAUGUCGCAGACCCACAUACCGCGGUCGGGCUGUCCGCCGCACGUAUCAUCGCGCCACAAAACCCACCCUCCACCGUGCAAGUCGUCCUCUCCACCGCGCACCCUGCUAAAUUCUCCGAAGCGGUCACCCGCGCGCUCGACGGCUCCGCAGGUUUCGACUUCGCGCGGGACGUCCUGCCGGACGAAUUCAAGGGCCUGCUGGAACGCGAGCGGCGGGUAAUUGAUGUUCAGUCCCCCGAUGUGGCUCUGGUGAAGAAGGUUAUUGAGAAGUUCGCGGGAGAUGAAAGUCCUGCGGAGGCUUUUGGAGGAAGCGUGUAG
This is a messenger RNA of Sparassis crispa, 1614 nucleotides long. Its product is annotated as Threonine synthase. Lineage: Eukaryota; Fungi; Basidiomycota; Agaricomycetes; Polyporales; Sparassidaceae. Gene Ontology annotation, molecular function: threonine synthase activity; pyridoxal phosphate binding. Gene Ontology annotation, biological process: L-threonine biosynthetic process. The transcript is spliced from 6 exons. Bases 1 to 1614 code for a protein of 537 amino acids. The record is from RefSeq and is a predicted model, not a curated record.